UGUCGCCUCUGCCUCCUCUCAGUAGCCUACACGGAGAGAGAGCAGCAACACAGCCGAGCGGAUUCACAGCGAGACUUGUUGAGCUUUUCUUUCUUUCUUUCUUUCUUUUUUCUCUCUCCGUGAAAAGAGGGAACGCGAUGUAGAGAGCCGGUACGAUCCGCGUCCAAAUAUGAGCUGGGCGGAGGGGAGAGGUCCUCCCUACAGUCUUUAUUUCUCACUGGCUGGUGGGCUACAGCAGUGACGUUCUCCUUUUUACCUUCUCUUGUAUAUGCCUGUACAUCGCUCACAUCAUAAGAGGCUCCAGAAAUUGGCAGCAGCAGGGAUGGACGAAGGCACGGCAGAGAGCGCGCGGUAACGCAUCGCCGUGUGGACUAAUACGCGCCGUGCAAAAUGGACAAACCGUCGGGUGGGAUGAGCAAGGCGGGCUCGCGCUCCACGGCCUCCCUGCCCCCGGAGCCGGCGGACAUAGUGCAGAGCAUGUCCUGCUACCGGCGUGUGCGCCUCAAUGUCGGCGGCCUGCCGCACGAGGUGCUGUGGAGGACGCUGGACCGGCUGCCGCGCACGCGCCUGGGCAAGCUGCGCGACUGCAGGACGCACGAGGCGCUCAUGGACAUCUGCGACGACUACAACCUGGACGACAACGAGUACUUCUUUGACCGACAUCCGGGAGCCUUCACGUCCAUCCUGAACUUCUACCGCACGGGCAAGCUGCACAUGAUGGAGGAGAUGUGCGCGCUGUCCUUCAGCCAGGAGCUGGACUACUGGGGCGUGGACGAGAUCUACCUGGAGUCGUGCUGCCAGGCGCGCUACCACCAGAAGAAGGAGCAGAUGAACGAGGAGCUGAAGCGCGAGGCCGACACGCUCAAGGACCGCGAGGGCGAGGAGUUCGACAACACGUGCUGCUCGGAGAAGCGCAAGAAACUGUGGGACCUGCUGGAGAAGCCGGGCUCAUCUGUAGCAGCCAAGAUAUUGGCCAUCGUCUCUAUAUUGUUCAUUGUGCUGUCUACCAUUGCCCUGUCACUCAACACCCUCCCAGAACUGCAAGAUACUGAUGAGUUUGGCCAGAGCACAGAUAACCCCCAACUGGCCCAUGUUGAGGCAGUGUGCAUUGCCUGGUUCACCAUGGAGUAUCUCCUUCGCUUCCUCUCUGCACCCAAUAAAUGGAAAUUCUUCAAAGGUCCUCUCAACAUCAUUGAUCUGCUAGCCAUCCUUCCAUACUAUGUCACCAUUUUCCUGACUGAGUCCAACAAGAGUGUACUGCAAUUUCAAAACGUGCGGCGAGUGGUGCAGAUCUUUCGGAUAAUGCGAAUUUUGCGAAUUCUUAAAUUAGCUCGUCACUCCACAGGGCUGCAGUCAUUGGGCUUCACAUUACGCCGCAGUUACAAUGAACUGGGCCUUCUAAUCCUUUUCUUAGCCAUGGGCAUCAUGAUCUUCUCUAGUUUGGUCUUUUUUGCAGAGAAGGAUGAAGAGGACACAAAGUUCAAGAGCAUCCCAGCCUCCUUUUGGUGGGCUACUAUUACCAUGACCACUGUGGGAUAUGGGGACAUUUACCCAAAGACAUUGUUAGGAAAGAUUGUUGGCGGUCUCUGCUGCAUUGCAGGAGUGCUGGUAAUUGCGCUACCCAUUCCUAUCAUUGUAAACAACUUCUCUGAGUUCUACAAGGAGCAGAAGAGACAAGAAAAAGCCAUCAAGAGGCGUGAAGCUCUGGAACGAGCGAAGCGCAAUGGCAGCAUAGUAUCCAUGAAUGUCAGAGAUGCGUUUUCCCGUGGUACAGAGCUUCUUGAUGUGGUGGUGAUGGAGAAGGGUGAGAAGUCUCAGGACAACCAUCUCUCACCUAGUCGCUGGAAGUGGUCAUCCAAGAGAGCUGCCUCUGACACCAGCUCCAAUCGUUCAUUUAAUCCAGAGCAGGGAUCCCCAAGUAAGGCCAGGGCCUCCAGCCCGCAGAGGCUCAAUGCACAGAAACUGGAGGAAAUGUACAACCAGAUGACCAAGACCCAGUCUCAGCCCAACCUCAACACCAAAGACAGAAGUGCGUCCCGAGCAGCGCGUAGAAGAGACGAGAUUGAGCUGGGCACUUUAUCGGGUCAAGGAUCCGACCCACUGGGCGGACGUGAAGGAGUGGUGGACAUGAAGAGUUUGUCCAGCAUUGACAGUUACAUCAGCUGUGCCACAGACUUCCAAGAGAACCCACGGUUCCCAUACAGUUCAGCAGCAGGAGGCUUGUCCCUUCUAGAGAGCUCUCGUUUCUCACACAGUCCUGGCUCUGGGUUUUCAGGACGGGUCAGUGCCAACCCUAGCCUUCAAACCACCAUGGAGCAUGAGUCCAUGCUUACCCCACCAUGCUCUGCUGCAAAGCCUCGUGACACAGAAGAUUCCCACCGACAUGGAGUAAACCCUCUAAAAACACAUUCCCUUAAGGUGAAUCAUCGUGGUUGUGGGGAGACCAGUCAAGCCAGCGGCCCUCUAUCAGACAGCUCUGCUCCCUCAGAUCGUUCCCUUCUCAGCCCCGAGGUAUCUAUCUAUACUACAGCCAGCAGCAGGACUCCACCUAAGACACCCGAAGGUAUUGCGCUCACACCUACCGUCUUCACGUUCCACGAUGCCUCUAUCAGCAGGUACAUUGAUGCUGAUACAGAUGAUGAAGAGCAUCUACGUGAAGGCUAUCCAUCAGACCGCCUACUGGGAGGUCUGGGCACCAAGCCUCGGCUCAGUAUUGGCCACCAGGGGGGCACCAACCACCUGGAGGCUGCACAGAGGCUCCUGGGCCAGAACUGCCUGUUCCCAUUGGGAAGCACACCGAGUGGAAGCCAUGACAACCACGUGACGCUGAAUGCCUCACGUAGGUCUAAAGGGGACAAAGGCCGUUCCAACACCUUUGAUGAAAGCCUCUGAAGCUCUGGAGAGUGCUAUAGUGGGAGUCACUAUAGUGAGAGUCAGAGCAAGGAGUGAGGCACAGGCACCGGAGAUAGCACAGUUGAAGGCCCCGUGCAGUGUCACUUUAGAGACAUUUGACUCAGCCCAGGCAGCCAACUCAGGAGGCAUCCUGCAGGGUCUCUUCCUCUCUGGAAAACAAUGGUCAUUUCACCAUGAUGAAGAAAACAAAACUCAGAAGAUGUACCGCAGUUCAUCAUUCUUCCUGUCUCAUCCCCUUUGCGAGCAAGCCUGUGUUGGUAUUAGAUGUCCAGCAGUGGCAUGCCACAGGUGAAAUGAGGCAGAUCUGAUGGUUGCCAGAAUCUGAAAGAACCAGUGUUGUCCAACGCUUAAUCAGGUUGGAAUGGAAAACUCAACACAAAAAUAACAGGACAGGUCUGUAAAGUAAAUAAAAGGGACAGUCAUCCACUGCCCUUCUCAGCUAGCCAUUGUCCAGAGCCCACUUUCAAUAUUAGGCUUUAGAGACCAAGUUAAUGUUAUAGCCUGUUUACUAGUGCACCCCUCCCCCUGUCCCUUAAGAAACUGGCCUUACUUAAUUGCAAGUACGGAUGUCUAAAAAGUGUGAAUGCGAGUAUGUGAGUAUAUGUACUAUUAAGAGAGGUGGCUUUAUCAAAAUGUAUGUAUAUGAUCACUGACAUUCCUGCACACGACACAAACUUAAAUGUAUACACUUAUAUUAUGACUGAUUUAUUUUUAUAUAGACAUGAACAUAACCUCUAGAAAUCUGUUUCACCAGUCUGUUGUGUUUUUACCACCUAGGUUUAUGAAUGUCAAUGACAUUUACACAGGGGAAAUGCAAACUGAUUUAAUUAAUACUUUUCAUAUUUUCAUUCAUGUCUACUCAUUUUAUUUACCAUGGACAGGACCAGCUAAGAGGGCAAUGACAGGUGGCCAAAAAUAUCUUGUCCAAUCUCUGUCAGUGUUACUUGAAUUCUUUAGGGAAUGUAGUUAAUGGCAGAGUAAAUCACAGUAAUGCCAUAAUAAACAGCUCACAGAGGGAAUGCAGGAGUCCAAGUCAAAUCAGCACAUUAUGUUUGAUUUCUCCUUUCCCUUAUGAAAUGACAUAUUUAUGUGAAAUGAUGCUAUUAUGUUCUUACAAACUCAAAAGAUAUAUAUAUGACUAUGAGACAUGUACAUGUACAUACAGAACAGUGCAAAAGUCAGAGAUCACCCAAGUUACUCAUUUUUAGGAAAAAACGCAAACAUUUAACAGAAAAUUACACAGAGGCAUAAACAUACUAAAUACAGUACCCAUUGAUUUCAUUUACCACCUGUGACAUCAGAAGAAAUCUUUAUCUUAAAACCAAUUUUUUUCAGUUUUCACAAAGAUUCUGAUAUUCACCACUGUUUUUUUAUUUAGGAUUUGAUUUUAGGUAAAACAGAAUUUACAGACACUCAAGAGCACAAAGGUGUGAACAAUUCUGCUGUUUAAGAACAUGUGAUGAAUCUGAUGUAGACUUUUUCUUAGGACCAUUCUCAAGAACAAAUAAAAACACAACAGGAAGAUAUUGGUAAAUGAGGGCCAGUGUUUUCAGUAUUUAGUGUGUCCACACCUCCUAAGUUCAGUCUUAGAAGUUGCAAAUUUAGUAAGGUGCCCAAUCUAAUAUUGUACUUAGAGUUGGAGGCUUCUGCACCAUUUUCUCUUAAAUGUGUUUUCUACUUUUUUCUGGCUCUAAAAAUUUAAUUACUAUUUUGACUGGAAAUUUAAAAAGGUUGGUCUGUGACUUUUGCACAGUAGUUUUAAUGCAUUGAACGAGAGAGAGAAGGAGAACGAGAGAAGGAGAAUUAUCUAUAUCUAACUGUUUUUUGUUUUUUAUUACACAGAGGUCUAUCAUACAGUGAUAUUGUAGAUACCAAUAUUUACCUCAAAAUAUCUUGAACACAAUCUUAAUGUAAACUCCCUUUAACUAUUACAGAUAUGGUGACACAUGCAGCAUAAUGGUAACUAAAUGAGGUAAAUGAAUUCUUAAAAUAUCUCGACCCCAUGCCCUCAUUUCCAGCACUCACACAAACACACAUGCCCAUGCAGCAUGGAUUCUCAGGUAUGUAUAAGAUGUUCUGGUAAUUGCUACAAACAGUUUCCAUGGUGACCACAACCCCCUAUCAGUGUGCAUAUUCAGACUUUCAAUAUAAGGACAGACAGUUGGAUUACAUGAAACUAAGACUUACAAACUCAAGCAUGGAGGAAGAGGAGGAGGAAGGGCAGGAGAGUUUAGCAUCUCUGGGAAGUUGGUUACAUGCAUGCUACCAUCUCUGUCUCACCAAUUCAGCAAAGCAAAAGUGUGAAUUGAACAGCAAUGCUGGCAAGAUUUGGCAGAUGUGGAGAGAAAGAGAGAGGUAGAGUAAUAGUGAGAGAAAGAGAGAGAGACAUUUAAUCUCAGUACGCAGUGCUGUGUAACGCAACAGAAGGCUUUGAAGGCCAACUGGUAUGUGAAGACUUGUCCACUAGCCUUAAACAUAGGUUUAGGGCAGGGGAGGUGGGUAUUACACUGAAUUUAAGAAAGUAUGCAUUUGCCUUCAUGUAUAUGAUGCUCCAUAUACACUGAAAUCCACUCAAAACAUUCACAAUUACUGAAGAGGGUUCCAUUUUCAAAGUCUAAAUUCAUCCAAACCAUUCAAAAGUAAAGGUGCGCUAUUGGUGUCCAUCCUCAGAUCAGGUCAGAUACAUUGGGAACAGGCUGUCCGGUAAUAUUUCUUGGUCUGAGAAUUAGCCAGAAUUCACUAUGUGUCCAAAAGUUUGCAGACACCUGCUCAUCCAGGGUUUCCUCUGCAAAUGUAUUAAUAGGGAGUUUGUCCCCCUCUUUGCUGCAGUAACAGCUUCUACUCUUCUGGAACGCUUUACAAUAGAUGUUGCAACAUUGCUGCAUUCAGCCACAACAGCAUUAGUGUGGUCACUGAUGUUUAGAUGAUUAGUUCUGGAUUACGAACAUCACUCCACCUCAUGCCACGAAGCUCCAUCACUCCAGAAAACACAAUUCACUGCUCCACAGCGCAAUGUUGGGGGCUUUAUACCCCUUUAACCUAUACUUAGCUUUGGGCAUGGUGACCUUAGGCUCAAGUGUGUCCAUUCUGUUGACAAUGCUUAUCAGCAGUGGGUGCACCUCAAAGCGCCCACAUCAUGGAAAAUCAAAUAUUUCGAAGAGUCCUUGAAGUCUUUUUUUUAUUAAUUGUUUUUUGUAAUGCCACAAAACCUACAUACUCUGCCUGUUUAGCUCUUAAAGCCACAGUCACAAAACCAGUAUCUACACAAACAUAAGUGGACUUAAGUAGGGAAAAAAUUAUAAGAAAAAUGUAGGAUAAGGGCCCAAAUUCCCUAAUGAGAAAGAAUGUCUGAAUACUUUUGGACAUAUAGCGCACUGUUUUAUCAAGAGAUGUCAUUGCUUAAAGGGAUUAUUCCACUGCUGGUUUUCAUUUAAGAACAUUUUCAUAUCUGGAUAAGCAGUCAGUGACAAAAUGUUUGAGAAAACGGUCAACAAAACAGUGAUGACAAUCAAUCAUUUGAAUAUGACUAACGUCUUUGUGUUAUUGGCAAGUUAGGGUGUUUGUUUCUGACAUAAACACACAUGGUGCAGGUAACAUGAACAUGUCUAAUAAAACAACAGGUCUAGUUUCCUAAACUCUAAAAUGUUUUUUCCUCUCAUGGCAAAAUGUGUCAAACUGUGAUAAAUUCAAAGCUUCAAUUGUCAAACAUACACAAUGUCCAGUUCUUUUACUCUUUCAUGAAAAUUUGUUUCAUUCUAGAUCAAUUCACAAUUCUUAGAAAAUGGAAAGCUUUAGAAGUAAAGAGACUUUAUUAUGUGAUUUAAUGAGAUGACUCAUGAAGAUAGACUUUGUGCGUUUGUGUUACGCUUCAACCAGAAAGCACAAUCAACUGACCACUCGGUUUCCUUCUUUCUUGUACAACUAGUAAAAUAAAAAUUUAAACGAGCAUUUGACAAUUGUGAAGGAGAAAAAUAAGCAUCCAUUUAAUUUCCAGGGAACAAAAACAAAAAAGAGAGAAUUGUUUACACCCCCUCCCCUCCUCCGAAACUCUUCUACGAUGUUGUUUGUAGGUCUAAAGGCUGUGUGUUUUGUAAACUUUCUACCUGUUGACUUUCUAUGCCGUCGUUUCUGUAUGUGCGUUACGUUGUUCGAAGCAUGUUGUACCUCUGGAGCCGUAUCUUGUUCUGUAUGUGACAAUACGUUGUCUUGUAAAGAAAAAAGGAACUGAAACGUGUCAAAAUGUCCUCUGAUCUUUCUAUUUCUUUUCAGUAAAAAAACAAAACAUUUCCCCCUUUGGCUGGCUGGACAUCGAAUAAAUGAUACAAAUUAA
This is a messenger RNA of Pygocentrus nattereri (red-bellied piranha), 7243 nucleotides long. It is a transcript of the gene kcnb1, whose product is annotated as potassium voltage-gated channel, Shab-related subfamily, member 1. Gene Ontology annotation, molecular function: protein binding; delayed rectifier potassium channel activity. The coding region runs from base 391 to 2892 and encodes 833 amino acids. Gene Ontology annotation, cellular component: membrane; voltage-gated potassium channel complex. The record is from RefSeq and is a predicted model, not a curated record. Lineage: Eukaryota; Metazoa; Chordata; Actinopteri; Characiformes; Serrasalmidae. The transcript has 3 exons. Gene Ontology annotation, biological process: protein homooligomerization; potassium ion transmembrane transport.